This is a messenger RNA of Onthophagus taurus, 1817 nucleotides long. Lineage: Eukaryota; Metazoa; Arthropoda; Insecta; Coleoptera; Scarabaeidae. The record is from RefSeq and is a predicted model, not a curated record.
GAGUGCAAUAGUUCAGUUUUCGACGUUGAACAGCUCGGUUUACAACACGUGUUUAUACUUAUUUGCAAGGUGAUUUAUAUGUAAUUAUCCCGCGGUGAUAAUAGUUGUGAGACGACAAACACCAAAUAGUUUGUGUUAAGUUAAGACUAGAAAGUUGUAGUAGAAAUAUCCUACAAUAGCACGGGAUGCCGAAUUCAACGUUGGAAGCGUCGCCCAAUGCGGCAUUGAAUAAGACAAUCCUGCCAAAGUAUAUGGACCUGCCAAUUCCGGAAGGCAAAAUUCAGGCCAUGUACGUUUGGGUGGAUGGAACGGGAGAAAAUGUUAGAGCGAAAACCAGAACGUUGGAUUUCAUCCCCAAGGAUCCCAGUGACCUUCCAAUUUGGAAUUACGACGGUAGUUCCUGUUACCAAGCCGAAGGAGGCAACUCGGACAUGUAUUUGUAUCCGGUAGCAAUCUUUAAUGAUCCUUUCCGUAGAGGAAACAACAAAUUGGUUCUUUGCGAUACGUACAAAGCCAACGGAAAACCAGCAGAUCCUGUAAACCAUAACGGGCACUAUUACACAGAUACCAACAAAAGACAUUCAUGUCUAAAGGCUAUGGAGGCAGCGAAAGAUCACGAACCCUGGUUUGGAAUAGAACAAGAGUACACACUCUUGGAUAUGGAUUUGAGGCCUUUGGGUUGGCCGAAAAAUGGUUUUCCCGGACCGCAAGGGCCAUAUUAUUGUGGCGUGGGUGCCAACAAAGUUUACGCUAGAGAUAUCGUUGAAGCCCACUACAGAGCAUGUCUCUACGCUGGAGUUAAUAUUGCUGGUAGUAAUGCAGAAGUUAUGCCAGCACAAUGGGAAUACCAAGUAGGUCCAUGCGAAGGAAUCAGUAUUGGUGACCAACUGUGGAUGUCAAGAUUUAUCCUUCAUCGCGUCGCUGAAGAAUUUGGAGUUGUCGCAACUUUAGAUCCAAAACCAAUGCCUGGAGAUUGGAACGGAGCCGGAGCUCACACUAAUUUCUCCACGAAAGCAAUGAGAGAUGAAAAUGGCAUCAUCGAAAUUGAGAAGGCUAUCGACAAAUUGAGCAGAAACCACCUGAGACAUAUCCAGGCCUACGAUCCAAAAGGUGGAAAGGACAACGAACGUCGUCUCACCGGAAGACACGAAACAUCUUCGAUCCAUGACUUCAGCGCCGGUGUUGCAAAUCGUGGUGCAAGUAUUCGUAUUCCACGUGGAUGUGCCGAGCAGAAAAAAGGUUACCUAGAAGACAGAAGGCCAUCGUCCAACUGUGAUCCAUACUCCGUUUGCGAAGCUUUAGUCAGAACUUGUAUAUUAAACGAAUAAUGAAAAUCGAAGCGUUACUGUGUUCCUGGGCGAAUACGCAGUGCCGUUUUAUCAAUUAUUAUGAUAUUCUUUUCUCUCUUAUUAAGAUGUAAAUUAUUUCUUCUCUUUUAAUAACGAUUUAAUCGGUAGCUAAAAUCGGUAAUUUUUUUGAGUAUUAGGUAAGGGUUAGAAUGUAUUGAGUUGCUAUAAAAAAUGAUAAAAACUUGAUAAAACGUUACUGUAUAUACAUAAGCCCAACCGGUAUUCUUAUUUCCAAUAUCAAACAGAAAAAAAACCUAUAUACAUAUUAUAUUUACUGUUAUUAAUAUGAAUUGUAUAAUUAUUAUAGUUAAAUGUAAACGAAAGAGGAGGUAAUACAUAAUCAUAUUUUUACCAUUAGUUUAUAGAUUUCUUAGUUUUUUAGUUAGUUAAUUAGUUUUAUACUACUGAUAACACAAUUAUUAUUAUACACAAAUAUACACGUAAUACAAAAAAGAGAACACGAGCUGA